This is a messenger RNA of Fulvia fulva, 1980 nucleotides long. RefSeq lists its product as uncharacterized. Bases 1 to 1980 code for a protein of 659 amino acids. The record is from RefSeq and is a predicted model, not a curated record. The transcript has 2 exons. NCBI's taxonomy places the organism in Eukaryota, Fungi, Ascomycota, Dothideomycetes, Mycosphaerellales, Mycosphaerellaceae.
AUGGUGUGCAUAGUGAGAUGGCGUCGGUGCUGCACGGCGACUGGCCUCUACACCACUACUGACACUCGCACGACCUUGUUGCGGCCCUGCGCCGACGAACAAAGCACUUGCGACUGCAGCAAGCACCUAUCUGUCCUUAUCGCCGCUUCAGCUUCAGCCACCAUGGCUUUCCAGCAGCCACAGCAACGACCGCAACCCAGCAGGCACAUCUCCAUCCCACAGCAGCAGUCCGAAGCAGCACCAUUGUCGCCAGCACGGAAGCGCACCGUCGAAGAGUCCCCGGAAUGGAUCUUGUUCACACCGCAGAACGACGGACGCUCCGUAUCGUGCACGUCGCAAACGCCCCGCACGGCGACACAUCUCUCGGACUUUGGAUCGUUGGAAACUCAUAUCAAAUCGCAACCCCGGGGCCGAAGUCACGACGACGAGGAUGGUGGGUCCGAGGAGGACGAUGAGGCCGAACUUGACAGUCUAGAUGACGGCCUACAUGCCUUCCACCACCCUUCGUGGUCAGCCGGCUCGCAACCUCUAGAUCAGAGCGGCGGGACAGUGCUGCCAACACACGAUGGAUUUGGUGGCUUUCCUGGCUCAUCAGCGGCAUUACAGGAGCAACUGUGGCAAUUCGAGCGAUACAACCCAGCGCGGAAGAACAAGCAUGUGAGGCAGCGGAGUAGUGUGCAGCGACGGCUCGGCGUCUUGGAAGAGGAAGAGCAUCUAUCGCCGGAGGAUGAGAGGACAGCACGAAUCGAGAAGUGGCGAUUGGACCAGAGCAGAGCAGUCUUGGAGGAGAUCGAACGUGAGACUAGGCGUCGGCGAAGGCGAAUGUCCCGGAUGAGCUCUACUGUUGGCAGUGAUGUUCGGAGGCAGUCAAUACACGAUGCGCUUGCGUCGAAAGUACUGACAAGGCAAGAUUCUGUUAUCCACGAAGCAACAGAACCUGCAGAGAACGAGACAUCAAAGCCAAGCGACUCGUUCUGGCGGCGCAUUACCAGGAAAGUGAUUCAAGACCUAAUCGGCCUGGACGAGACCACGCUCUCCGUCAUCUUUGGCGAACAACUGGUCGAGGAUUCGUCUCCCACUCCCACUCAACCUUCACCCAUUGCCGCCGCUGUACAACGAGAAUCACGCGUUGCCUUCCACGACUCCAAGCCGACCUGGGAGCUCAAGCUGCUCGAUCGCAUAGCCCGCGAACUGGGCAUCUUGGUCCACCAGCUCUCCGACUUCGACGGUACUGCCUUCAAGACCUACAAGAACGCCCAACAACAGAACAUCGAAUACGCCGGCCUCCCUCGUGACUUCCCACGCCAACCAUCACUCCGACAACGAAGGCGAGCAGAGAAGGCGCGUGCUGGUGAGGCUUCAUCCGAGGCUGUCUUCACACCAACGGUGCCACAAUCGCCACUACCGCAGACAGAAGAGACGGAUACAUCGUUGUGGGGCAUCGAGGAAGAGCCAGAGGAGGCUGCCGAUGAUGAGACUGUCGCACUGCAGCAAGAGCGCGAGUACUGGGAGAAGGAUAUCGACGUGAAGAUGAUCUUCCAAUACCUCAAAGACCGCUUCGCGAAACAGUCUGAAGACGCACCCGUUGCCCCGGCCGAGCUCAGCGGACCACUUCCUGCAUCCUGGGCGACGAAUGUUGGCGCUUCGGCCUCAGCUUUGAGCACAUCACCCGAAGGUCUGCGCAGAGCUGAGAUCAUCAAGAGACAGCACCCGCUCGUGUCGCGUGCCGCCGAACGCGCAGCACAGCGCGCUGAGGCCACCGCUGCGCAGAAUCGAAGGCGGGAAUCACUGCUGCGACGACAUCAGAUGCAGACGUUGAUGCAGAAGAGGAGCAGCAGCUGUGCUAGUCAGAGCACUAAGCGUAGUCGACACAGCAGAAGCGGUAGCUCGCGACAUUACUGGGAUCUUGGUGGGAGUGUGGGCAGUCAUGGUAGUGGGCCUGCCAUGUCUUCUGCACUGGGUGGAUGGGGCGAGGUGUAA